AUGACACACUCCAGUACCAGUGGAAGCAAACCAAAGGAGCCAAGCAACAGUCUCAUGACUGUUGACUAUGUCCAGGCCCAGCGCCGUAAAAUUGAACGAGAGUUGGAGAUUCUGAUUGCGCUUCAAGCUCAGAUUCAUGAUGACCAUGAGAUUCCUGCUCCUACUCCCAUUGCCCCCGGAGCCAUCAGGACUUCCCAGCAGCAGUCAGUCUCUUGGCCUCACAUGAACGAGUCUCUUCAGGUUGUGGAGGAACCGUCCAUCUCCUCAGCCUCUUCAGAGACUUCCUCCUUUUCCGUGGUCCAGGAGCCAGUGAGAGGGUCAGCCAGUGUUGUGUCUCUUGAUUCCUCAGAGGACCAGUGUGUUCUCUCCAGCCGAUUGUGCGCAGUCCUACCGGACCUUGAUAUGACCAAUGAAGCUCUUCCGGAUCUGGACAAUGAAGUGCCAGUCAUGUCCGCUGCACAAACUAAGCCCACCCGCAAACGCAAGGCCAAGUCUUCUUCCUCCACUGGACAACGCAAGUUGGGCCGUCCGUCUGCCUUCCCCCAGAAACUCUACCGCAUGCUCAUGGACAUUCAAACGAAUGGCAGCUCUCUGCAAGACAUUGUGGCCUUCUCACCCGAGGGAAACUCGUUCCACAUCUACCACAACGAUGCCUUCGUCGAACAAAUCCUGCCCAAGUACUUCAAAAUGUCCUCCUUUAGCAGCUUCCAAAGACAGCUUCAGUUGUACAGCUUUAAGCGAAUCAGCAAGGGCGGAGCUUACUUCCACCCUAUGUUUCACAGGGAAAACCCGGACACUGUUGGUAGGAUGGUCCGAAAGCAAUCCAAGCCAUCCAACUUUCUUCUCGCAGUUGCCGCGAAGACUGCCUAA
Molecule: messenger RNA, 870 nt
Organism: Seminavis robusta
Lineage: Eukaryota; Bacillariophyta; Bacillariophyceae; Naviculales; Naviculaceae
Source: the annotation of a GenBank genome assembly